Molecule: messenger RNA, 5403 nt
Organism: Octopus bimaculoides (California two-spot octopus)
Lineage: Eukaryota; Metazoa; Mollusca; Cephalopoda; Octopoda; Octopodidae
Product: AP-1 complex subunit gamma-1
Biological process (GO): intracellular protein transport; vesicle-mediated transport
Cellular component (GO): membrane coat; Golgi apparatus; AP-1 adaptor complex
Source: RefSeq, a predicted model, not a curated record
CUCUUUGUUUAUUAGAUGUCACUACUGUCAAUGACAUCACGAUUAUUUGCCACGGGUCGACCGAACCAAUUUUGACACUGAUUAUUAUUAACACACGCACGCACACAUAUAUAACUAUAUAUACCUAGCCACACACUCAGACAACGUUACAGUCUUUGUUUUUUUUACAUGUUGGCGAGAUACUUCAUUAUUUUGGAACUGGACUAAAGAUCUUGCGCAACCAUCUAGGAUACAGAAGACAAACGACAUAGAGAGUAUACAAGCCUGGAUUUCCCGUAGUUUACUCUUUCGGAAGCGAGAGUAAGUAACUAUUCGAUCUUUAGGUAGCCAUAUUGGAUGAGUUGUAGUAUAGGAGAUUGGAGCAUUCCUCGCUGAGCGACGAUAACGCUUAGUGGAGCUGAAAUAAACUGUCAGGGACGUUGCUUACGACUAGACUAUUGCUGUAUACUUUAUUAGAUCACAUCAACUCAAAAGUCAACGACUAUAUUGGCGCAAAUCCAAAAAAAUGUUGUAUUAAGAAAUAGAGCAAUUUGGUCAUUGAAAGUUUAUCUUUUAGCAUUGGUGCUUCUCAACAUGGCGAACAUCUUCAAAACUUCUAUUGGUAUGCCAACCCCGAAGAGAUUACGGGACCUGAUAAGGGAGAUCCGAUCAGCCCGUACUGCUGCUGAUGAACGGGCUGUAGUGAACAAAGAAUGUGCCCAAAUUAGGGACUCAUUUAGAGAUGAAGAUAACACUUAUCGUUGCAGAAAUGUGGCUAAAUUAUUAUAUAUACACAUGCUUGGCUAUCCAGCUCAUUUUGGUCAGCUGGAAUGUUUAAAGUUGAUUGCCUCAUCUCGAUUCACAGACAAAAGGAUUGGUUACUUAGGAGCAAUGUUAUUAUUGGAUGAAAGACAAGAUGUUCACCUUUUGAUCACAAAUUCAUUAAAAAAUGAUCUUACCCAUCAGAAUCAAUAUAUACAAAGCUUGGCAUUGUGUACUUUAGGCUCUGUAUGCUCAACAGAAAUGAGCCGAGAUUUAGCAGGAGAGGUAGAAAAAUUAUUAAAGUCUUCAAAUGCUUACAUAAAGAAAAAGGCUACUCUGUGUGCUUUUCGCAUAAUCAGAAAAGUACCAGAUCUUAUGGAAAUGUUCAUUCCAGCAACUAGGUCUUUGCUCAAUGAAAAAAACCAUGGAUUGCCAGGUCAUCCAGGUGAAGGAUAUAUCCCAUGCAACAGACAUGCUGGGCGAUGGGCUAGGACUGUGUCUCCAAACGGUGUGUUAUUGACAGCUGUCUGCCUAAUCACAGAAAUGUGUGAAAAGAGUCCAGACACACUGCUUCAUUUUAGAAAGCUUGUUCCACAGCUGGUUCGUAUUCUUAAAAAUUUGAUUAUGGCAGGGUAUUCUCCUGAACAUGAUGUAUCCGGUGUUAGUGAUCCAUUUCUUCAAGUAAAAAUCCUUCGGCUAUUAAGGAUACUUGGUAGACUGGAUUUGGAAGCCAGUGAGACAAUGAAUGACAUACUUGCACAAGUUGCUACAAACACAGACACCAGUAAAAAUGUAGGACAUGCUAUCUUGUAUGAGAUAGUUUUGACCAUCAUGGGUAUUCAGUCAGAAGCUGGUUUGAGAGUUUUGGCUGUAAAUAUUUUGGGUAGAUUCCUUUUGAAUAGUGACAAAAAUAUUCGAUAUGUUGCUUUAAACACACUACUGCGAGUUGUAUAUGCUGAUCACAAUGCUGUACAGCGACACCGGACCACAAUUGUUGACUGCUUGAGAGACCCUGAUAUUUCUAUUCGGAAACGUGCUAUGGAACUAUGUUUUGCUCUCAUCAGUAGCUCCAAUGUACGAGGAAUGGUUAAAGAGCUGCUUACAUUUCUGGAAACCUGUGAUCCUGAAUUUAAAGCAGACUGUUGUUCCAACAUAGUCUUGGCUGCUGAAAAGUAUGCACCAAACAAACGAUGGCAUAUUGAUACUGUGGUAAAAGUUUUGACAACGGCUGGUAAUUCAGUGCGUGGAGAUGUAGUCUCUAUUUUGAUUCAGUUAAUAGCUAGUACCAGCAAUCUACAUACAUACACAGUUUAUCAACUGUAUAAAGCUAUUGGAAUGGAUAUCGAGCAGCAACCUUUGGUCCAAGUUGCUUCUUGGUGUAUUGGUGAAUAUGGAGACCUUCUAGUGAAUGGACAUUGUGAUGAAGAAGAACCAUUAAAUGUAAAAGAAGAUGAUGUUAUAUCUGCUUUAGAGAAAGUCCUCUCUAACAACAAUUCUUCUAUUGUAUCUAAAGAAUAUGCCAUAACAGCACUACUGAAACUUAGUACCAGAUUUUCAGAACUUUCUUCGAAAAAAAUUAAAGAUGCAAUUAUUAAAUAUAGUCGGAGUACUAUAGUAGAAUUACAGCAGCGAUCUAUAGAAUAUUCUUCUCUCUUCUCCAAAUAUGAUCAUAUGAGAGGUGCCCUGCUGGAACACAUGCCUUUGAUUGAGAGUAAACGUCAGAGUAUGUACAACAAUGAAAGUUUACAAGAAAAUGACUUAUUAAAUGGAGAUGUUGAAAAGACCAAUGUACAGAACACUCAACACACUGAGAGUCAAAAUAUUUUGGAUCUUAUUGGUGAUCUUGGAUCUGAUCCAGUCAUAAAUACCAACCAAGAACCACAGAAACCGACUGCUGCCACAGAUCUUCUUGAUCUUCUUGAUGUUGGCGUCAGCAGUACUAAUUCAGACAAUAUAAAUACAGGUCCCCCUUCAAUGAAUAAUUUGAUAGAUGGCCUUAUACAUUCAUCUACACCUUUGAACAAUCAAAUUAAUGGCAAAUCUGGUUUAGCAACUAUUGUGGCUUUCAAUAAGAAUGGUUUGUUAAUUGAGUUUCAUUGUGAAAAGGAUGAGACUCAGAGUGGUGUCACAACCAUCAACCUUAAGGCUACCAACACUACUCCAUUGGCAAUAUCAGACUUUGUAUUUCAGGCUGCCGUUCCAAAGUCAUUCCAACUGCAACUCUUGUCUCCGUCAGGAAAUGCCAUUCCAGCCCAAAACAAGGGAGCUGUCAGUCAAAUAAUCAAAGUGAAUAAUCCCCAGAAGCAACCUCUUCGUAUGCGUAUCAAGCUUUCAUAUUCCCAGAAUGGCAACACAGUUACUGAGAUGAGUGAAGUGAGCAACUUUCCGGAAAAUCUGUGGCAAUGAUACAAUAAUCCCAAAGAUAUACCUGGCAGUUCCAGCAGGUUACAGAUCUCUGUCUGUCUGUCUUUCUCCUCCUCUCUCCUCUCUUUCUCCCUCACCUCAUUCUGCCUCAUGAAAAUACAGGCUUUUGCUUUCUGUCUUACCUUGUCUUUUUUUUUUUUUUUUUUUUUAAACAAUUAUAGACAGGGAAGAAACUGCACUCCAUUAAUUUCAGUGACUGGAUUUUAAACAGCUUGAAUCUUACUUUGACUUCUACUUUUUUUUUAUGUCUGUUCAAUACCAUCUCCUUUGCUGAUGUCAAUAACCAUCUAAUACAUAGCAACAAUGUUGUAAAAAGAAAUAUCAACUACCAAAUCCUUUACAGAUUUCCUGGAAGAAAAAUUAUAUAAAAUAUAUUGAGUAACCAUUAUAUGAGUUUAUUGAUCAAAUAAAGGCACGGUGUUGAUUAAACCUAACCCAGACAUCCCUCCCUAUUCUCCACUUUUACUCAAUUUUCUAAAGGGUAUAUAUAUAUAAUUAGCAUACCCUUCCAACAUAUCUUUUUACAAAAAUCACAUACACAGAGGCAUAUGCUUAUGUACACAUAUACAUACUUAUAUGUAUACACACACACAUACAUAAACACACAUACAUAAACAUUAUAUAUAUAUAUGUACACAGAUGUUCACAGAUGCGUUAUAUGUAUAUACACAUAUAUAUAUAUAAUGACAAUUAUGAAGAAAUAUUUGUAGGUAUGUAAAUGAAAGAAAAUAUAUUUGGGGUUGUAAAAAAAAUUAUAAUAAUUAAUAAAAACCACAUACUUUAUCUAAAAUGAAAUCAUCUAACAUCAGGAUUUCACUGUAAAUAAAAAAAUAUAUGCCUCUCUGGCUGCUAAAGUGCUUGUAUUAUCAAAUUGUCUUUUGCUGGGCAAAUAAGAACUAUUUCAAUAGUUUCUUUCUCAAUUUGAUUAGGAACUUGUACCUUGUAUUCUCUAUUUGCAAAACAGUAUCUUCAAAUUCAGUUCUUAUAGUUUUAUUAUUCAGGUUAUUUUCUUUCUAGAAAUAAUAUUUAGUUUUGCUUUAUCUUUUAUUAGUCAUUAAAUUCCCACUUUUUUCCUUUCCUCCUUGGUCAGUAGUAAUUUCCUUUUUUACACUCUAUUUCAUUUGAACUGUUUAUGCUUUUUUUUAAAUUUAAAACUUGUCUAGUUAAAAUUGUCAUUGUAUUAAUUCAUAAACUUAGUCAAUAAAUACAAUGAGAUUUUUUUCUUUAUUUUUUAAUCAUUUUUAAUUUAAUUUUCUACUAGGUAAAAUUAAGCGAAACAAUCUCCAAUUCAAGCUCGAGUUAUUGACAUACUUGUCAUAUCUGUAACAUCUUUUUGUAAAUUAAUACUCUCCUAUAUGCUUGCUUGGAGAAAUAAUGUAAAAUUAUAUUGACAGUGAUUACAUGAAAAUUUGAUUUUAAAAAAAAUGAGAUUCAUUUAAUGGGAAUUGGUGAUUCAGAUUGAGAUAUUAACUUUUCUAUUGGAAUUUUUUUCAUUCUACACAAUUUUACAACAUCCAGAAUUCACAGAUAAACAAAAAGGGGAAGGCAAAUUAAUUUUAAAAAAAGUUUAAAAGAAAGAAAAUUACCAUUAGCCCACAGGAUGAAGUUUGUAUAGAUUAUCAGUUGGAUAAUGAAUUUGCAGUUAUUACUGCCACUUCCCUUCAUCAAUGGUUUGGUAUUUGAUGUAGAGCUCAACUCUGUAUUUGUUAUUCAACAUCUGUUCCUUCUACCAUUUCCUCGUGUUGUCUACCAUUACAUUAAAUAAAACCUUGAAAGGUUUUUUUAAAUAAUAAUAAUAAUAAUAAUAAUACAGAAAUUUUAAAGAAAAUGCAUAAAAUUAAAGAUAAAGACAUAAAAUAUAUUGUAAAAUUUCUAUUGCAAGAAUGGAAACCAAUCAGAUAUCAUAUUUGUAUAUGAAAGGAAUUAUCCCAACUAUGUUUAUCACUUAUUUUAUCUCCCCCUUCUCCUCCCACAACCUGUUAGGUAUGCAACAAUGUUUAAACUGAUUGUCAAAUCUUCAUAUUGAAAAAAAUCAAACCAAAAGGACAUUAAAAAUAAUUAAAAAAAAAAAAUUAAAAUGGGAUCCUGUAGUUAUUUGUUUCAAAUUUUGGAAAAGGGAAACAUACCUUUUAGAAGAAAGGGAAAGCAUGAAGAAUUGGAAUUUUCAUUACCAAGUAUCAUUCCAAGCCAAAAUGUGUUCUCACAACUAAAAUGUGUAAUAAAGGUUUUAAAGUUGAA